Aspergillus glaucus CBS 516.65 is the source of this 324-nucleotide messenger RNA. RefSeq lists its product as uncharacterized. Bases 1 to 324 code for a protein of 107 amino acids. Lineage: Eukaryota; Fungi; Ascomycota; Eurotiomycetes; Eurotiales; Aspergillaceae. The transcript has 2 exons. The record is from RefSeq and is a predicted model, not a curated record.
AUGACACCGAAACUUGAAAAGCUGCUGACAAGACGAUACCGCAACAUCCAGUCUGAACCCCAAGAGCUACGACGACCCCGAGAUCCCCUCUAUGAUCGUGACUACGCAACGGACGAGUUCCUAACGGAGUGCGACCUGGUCGAAAUUGUGUCUAAGAUCGGCCAUGGAACUCGGUACAUCACACAACCCAACACCAAGGCAGGAAAGCGAUUUUCGUGGAAUGAGGGAUACGUGAAUUUCCUCGUCAUGUCGUCGCCUCCUGGUGAUAAUCUAUUCGACAUAUACGAGGAUUUCUCCAAUGACCAGCGGGCCAGUAUCAGUUAA